CAUCCACUUCCGGAAUGUAGCGUAGAUAAAGUUUUGGAUGUUGUCCGCCAUAAACCCCACAGAUGAAGAAGAAGCGUAGCUAAAUAAUAAAGACGGUUACAAGAUUUAGAAGAUGGUUCUGAAUUUCCCUUCCUAGCCCUACGAAAAAGCGUACAGUUACUGUAUCUUCGAACGAAGCGUGCUGUUGUUGUGAUUGUCAUGGUGGAAAAUUCUCCCUCCCCCCUGCCAGAAAGGGCCAUCUACGGCUUUGUUCUGUUCCUUGGCUCACAAUUUGGCUUCUUUUUGUAUUUGGUGUGGGCCUAUGUACCAGAUGAAUGGCUUCAUUCAAUAGGGCUUACUUACUGGCCUCAAAAGUAUUGGGCUGUUGCUGUGCCAAUCUAUCUGCUGGCUGCAGUAGUAGUCUGUGUAGUCAUGUUGUUUGGGGUGAACAUGAUUAACACUGCUCCACUCAGCUCAGUGGACAACAUAACAGAUGUCUAUGCCAGAGGUCAGCGGAUAGAUGACUGCCAGAAGAGGGCCAUACCCAGAUUAAAGGAUGUCUCCAUCAGUGAAGUGAACAGAAUUUUCUAUUUAUCACCUCAAUGACAACCAGAUUUGUCGCAAAGUGAAUACAGGACUAGGAAGAAUGGCAUUACCUCAGUGAGGAUGCUGACUAAGAAAAUUAACAAAUAGCUGAUUGAUGCUAUGUUUUAUAUGCACUGCAGAGAUAAUUCCUUGAUGGAAAAGUGUUUUCUCAUGAUACUUAUUAAGUAUUUGUUAAGCGCUACCGUUUUUUCCCUAUUGUAAAUGUCUUCCAAAUUAUUUCAUUUUUUUAUUGCACUUUUCCUUUUGUUUUGGUAUAUGAAUGAUUUUGGCCUGGAUUCACAAGUCGUCUGAAAAUAAAUCUCAGAAGCUCCUCAAGAA
Messenger RNA from Coregonus clupeaformis (lake whitefish), 903 nucleotides. Its product is annotated as phosphatidylinositol N-acetylglucosaminyltransferase subunit P. NCBI's taxonomy places the organism in Eukaryota, Metazoa, Chordata, Actinopteri, Salmoniformes, Salmonidae. Gene Ontology annotation, molecular function: phosphatidylinositol N-acetylglucosaminyltransferase activity. The transcript is spliced from 5 exons. Gene Ontology annotation, biological process: GPI anchor biosynthetic process. Bases 199 to 585 code for a protein of 128 amino acids. The record is from RefSeq and is a predicted model, not a curated record.